UUCAGACUUCAGUUUGACUGUUGACAGAUCCAGCAAAUCCCAAAUCCAAAACGAUUAAGGAGGCGUAACCUGCCGUUGUCGAGAAUCGGAUAUUUAAAAAAAUUGUUGUAAAAGAAGAGUAUUCAUUUAAAAUGAUUCGAUUUAUUUUAAUCCAAAACCGUGCGGGUAAGACGAGAUUGGCAAAGUGGUACAUGAAUUUUGAUGAUGAUGAAAAACAGAAACUCAUAGAGGAAGUUCAUGCUGUUGUUACUGUUAGAGAUGCAAAACACACCAACUUUGUUGAGUUUCGUAACUUCAAAAUUGUGUACCGAAGAUAUGCUGGAUUGUACUUCUGUAUAUGUGUGGAUGUGAAUGAUAAUAAUCUUUGUUACUUGGAAGCUAUCCAUAAUUUUGUUGAAGUUCUAAAUGAAUAUUUCCACAAUGUUUGUGAAUUAGAUUUGGUGUUCAACUUUUACAAGGUAUACACAGUAGUUGAUGAGAUGUUCCUCGCAGGGGAAAUUCGAGAGACAUCUCAAACAAAAGUAUUAAAACAACUUCUUAUGCUUAACUCAUUAGAGUAAUAUGAAGUAAUCAAUUAAUGAAUGCAUUAUUAUUGUUAUGGAGACAUUCCAUGUUGUAAAGUAAAAAGAUGUUUUUAAACAUCUGAUUAGUAUAAAUUCUACAUUUGAUUAGGUGUUUGUUAGAAGUAACGCUGGAAAUUUAUUUUUAACAUCCUAUGAUUACAAUACUCAUUAGGUGGCUGCUUUUGGCAUUGGAUUAGUGUGAACAUAAUAAAAAUGCAGUUUCACUUCCAUUUAUAAGGAAUGUAUAUUACUUAAAAUGCAGGCUUACAAUAGUAGUUCUUACACAGUAACAUGUCAUUACAAUAAAAAUUUUUCAUUGAUUUUCAGAGUUGAAUUUGAAUAUGAGUUUAUUUGAUAUAGGAUAAACUAAUCUCAUUAGAUUUGUAUAUAAUAAAUAAAAGU
Messenger RNA from Pieris rapae (cabbage white), 965 nucleotides. RefSeq names its product AP-2 complex subunit sigma (gene AP-2sigma). The transcript has 4 exons. Lineage: Eukaryota; Metazoa; Arthropoda; Insecta; Lepidoptera; Pieridae. Gene Ontology annotation, molecular function: clathrin-cargo adaptor activity. The coding region runs from base 132 to 560 and encodes 142 amino acids. The record is from RefSeq and is a predicted model, not a curated record. Gene Ontology annotation, cellular component: membrane coat; AP-2 adaptor complex; intracellular membrane-bounded organelle. Gene Ontology annotation, biological process: clathrin-dependent endocytosis; intracellular protein transport.